Molecule: messenger RNA, 669 nt
Organism: Saccostrea cuccullata (small rock oyster)
Lineage: Eukaryota; Metazoa; Mollusca; Bivalvia; Ostreida; Ostreidae
Exons: 2
Coding region: 21-455 (144 amino acids)
Source: RefSeq, a predicted model, not a curated record
UUUGUUGUCAAGAUACCAAAAUGGGUUUGUUCCAAAGUUGCUUGAGAAAAAAUAAUAAAAUUGGCAUUCUAUCUGACGAGGAGGAAGCCGCCUACAAAAAGAUCGAAGAGGUCAACGAAGAAAUGGCGCAAGAGAAGAUUGACAUUCAAACUCUCCCAGAGAUGAUGUUUUGUGUCACUCCGAUGGAAGCCCAUGGGGACGCCACUCAUCCUCCAGAUGUCACUAAAAAGACUGUAAUGAUGAAUAUCAAUUACAAAUCAAGUGUGCCUAAAUUGCCUCCUAUUCCUGGACAAGUUAAGACGAUCCUAAUUCAGGAUCUAGACGACGAACACGAUUACCUUAAAUGGGAAGAAGAAACUAAGAGAGUUCUUAUGGAGCAAGGUCCUCUGAAGAUUGGCAAGGAUAAGUUGUCAGAACAAAGAAGAAGACAGCUUCUCCGAAGAAAUUCAAACUGAAAGAAACUAACAAAUAUUGUGAACAGAAGAGACAGAUAAUACCCGCUGCUGUCAUCUAUAAUAGGAUGAUUUUGAAGUUUGAACACUUAUUUAAAAAAAAAACAAACAUUUUUUUGGCUUCAGUUGUGACUGAUUUGUUGAAGGAGAGACAUCAACAUGUUUAUAGACAAAUUCUUUGCAAUUUAAACUUUACAUGGCAUUUUGUGGUUUUUUC